AUGGGGCGCCGCGUGGGGAAGGGAGAGGCGGGGCCCGCGCAGUUAGCCCGCGCGUGGGCGGGGCCAGGUCGGUUAGUGCCGGAGGCGGCGGCGGCGGCGAAGGAGGUAGAAGCAGCCGAGGUCGCCAGCUUGCCCCGCCCCCCUGUCCUCUCGCAGCAGCAGCAGGUGGGCAGCGCCAGGUGCCUGGCAGGUGAGGGGAGGGCAGCUGCCACUCAGCCCAGCGGGGGGUGGGGUGGGGUGGGCGGAGUUGCCCCAGGAGCAGGUUUGGGCUUGGGGGGCGGCAGCUCACCCGCCCCACCCCGAGGUGGGUGGGGGGUAGGGAGGGAAGGAGAAUAGGAAAUAAUACCAAGGGCGGGGGGGAGAGACAGAUGCAUAGGGAGGCGGUGCACACGUGGAAGCGGGCCUUGCGGGGGGGGGGUGCUAGCUCGAGCUGCAACUGCAUUGUAGAUUUUGGAAGGGAGCACGAGGGUCAUCUAGUCCAACCCCGUUCUGCAAUGCAGGACUCUCUUUGCAACGCAGAACCCUCACGACCCUGAGGCUAAGAAUUUGGGGACAGGGGUCUCAAGCACCCACGUGCGCUUACACCGCCCACGGGGUGGGAUGGGGUGGGGCUCCGCCUAGAGCGUUAAUCCCUAAAUCCCCUGUGGUGACGUGUUGUUUUUUCGCUCUGUAUCUCGUCCAGUUCUGAUCUCUUGUCUGCUUGUAAGUAGCCAAACUGGAUUCCCUGCCUCUCCUCCCCCCCACUCCCGAGCUUUUGGAGAUUUAAGUCCAGCCCCCCUCUUAAGUUGAUGCGAGCUGUUUGUGGAUCUGGUUAAUCAUUGCUUGGGACAGUCAAGGUUGUCUGCUAGUUUGGUAUAUGUCACAGGGAUUACACCUGGUUGUUUUCCAGUUCACACUGUGCUUGAGCUGCGAAGUGUGGUUCUUGUGCGUUUUCUUAGCUCUGGUGGAAAGAAAAAAUAGCAACAUCAUCUAGCAUUAGAAGGACAAAUGGAAAUGAUAGUGUUGUACUUACUAAACUUAUUUUUAUCCACCAGGCUUUUUUAAAAUUGUGGUUGUAUAGCCUUUAAGCAGUCCAGUUUCCCCAGAUCUUUCUGGAGAUUGCAUGCUGAUUCUUGUUAUAGCGCAAAGACAUUGUCCAUCAGUUGCAGAUAAACUGUUUAUUGUCCCCUUCUCUUGCUACCUUAUGCUUAGUACUCAUGCUUCCCCAGACAUCUAGUAUAAAACAUACGGGAGACAAACAAAGAGCUUGUUAGAAAAUUUUAAUGUUAGUUAUAGAGUUGUAUAAUUGCAUCAUUUCUGUGGCCCCUUAAAUCAUCCUUUGCAAAAUUGGUUUUGUUUCAUCCGGAUAACAGAGCUGUCUAUUAAGGAGAUUACUUGCCAAAUGAAAGGCUUAAGCUUUUAUAAACUCUCUUUGCAAUCUAAUCUUAGAACACAGUUCUCCAUGUGCUGUUCCUAGUUAUGGUGUGCAACACCGUCUCCUAUAAUGACUUAACAUACAUCCUUACCCAUGGUUAAUCUCUGAAGCCAUGAGCAGCUGUGAACGAGAUUUGAAAUAAAGUUACGUGAUGUCAACUGUUUUAUGGAUGCUUUGUCUCAACAUUUGCAAAAUAAUCUGAACCCUGUUAGGGGAGGUACAUAUGCUGCCGCGGAAAGGGGGUUGUGUUUUUAAGAACUUGGAGCAAGCCUCUUUUCUUUUUGGAUGACACAGCAUGUGGUAUUGAAAAGGCAGAUGGUGUAAUGUGAUUGCACUGUAGUGCUGUAGGAACCUAUUUAUCUUCUGUCACUUAAUUCUGAACUAGCCGGGGUUCUAAAAUCUCACUUUAAACCUAUUUAUCAAGUCUAAAUAAUUUACAGCACCAUAUGAGCUUAUAAUCAAGCUGUUCUGCAUGGAAAGGCUUGCAGUAAAGCUGUCAAUAUGAAUUUGUUUUUAAACCUACAGUUAAAAUUUGCAACUCUCAUAGUCUGAAUUCAACCUUGUGUUUACCUGUGUUCACUCUGUUCUGUGAAAAUAUUUAUUCCUGGGGAGGGAAUCCUAAGGCACAAAUCAAAAAUCCACACUGAAGCAAACCAAUCAAUUGUUGUAUGUUAUAUAGAGUGACAGGAAACAUAGAUGGGCAGUACAACACAGAUGUAGUUAAGUAACAUCUAGUGCUGGUGACUGUUAAAUUGGGUUGAAUUUUGUACUACCCAAAAUUAUAAAUUCAUUCUAGGGCUAUUGAAAGCCAGUGUGGUGUAGUGUUUGGGUUCAAAUCACUAUAUGGCCACAAAACUUGCUGGGUCACCAUGGGUCAGUGGUUGCCUCUUCGCCUAUAAUUUGAUCUCUUUGGAGGAAGUGAGCCUAGAAAUGUAAUAGCUACUGGCAUGUCAAUGUCAAGAAAGCAUCUCUCUUACAUAAAAUAUAGGUAGCCACUAUGCAUCUUUUGAGCAUGGAUGCGUAAAUGAGAGAGUUUGCUAUAACCAGAGGUGAGGUAGCUGGGUAGAGGAGACUUUGGACCCUAUAAACUUUUAUUUGUGAGAGGAUUGGCUCAUGAUUUCCAUUUUCACUUUUAGCAUAUUAUAAAGUCACCACGGGGUUAUUUUCCUUAAGACAGUUUUGCUCUUUCCUAUGAAUGUGGCUUAAGCUGACGUUUUUCUCCACUUCAGGGAGCUAGUUCUGAAGUUUAUACCCUGACGCCGUCAAUACUUCUUGCUACAUGGAGUGAUGAAGUAAUCACCACGCAAAAUUGGCUUGGUAGCAUAAAAAAAAGAAUAGAGGUAAAUCGACUAACAACUUUGUUCAAUUCUGAUGUGAUAUUCUGACCUCGAGUGAAUCAGAUUUUCUUCCCAGUUUUGAAAAUCAUGGAAAUAUUGUCAGUAAUGUCUCUUCCCUCUUUGUGCAGCACACUUUUUUGGGGAGGAAUUAACACCAAUUCCUGAAUGCUUCUAUUUUUCCCCCUCUGUGAAGAAUACAGAGUUGAUGUGAUUGCAUAUUGAUAAACUUCCAAUGUAUAAAACGCUUUCAUUGCUUAUAAGAGCCCAUUUGCCAUACACGGAUGAUAAGGCAAUUUGUCUAACGCAACCCUGUUACUUUUCCUUUUCUUCACAUGGAUGAUUAAGUAUUGAUUUGUAACUUGAGGUUUACCUAACUAUCGCAAACCUCUGUAUGGUGAUGCGUUUAUAAACUGUUAGCCAGGCCCAUGGAUCUGAAAAUCAAAGAGUGUGGCUUCUAACUACAUAGAAUGCCUUCUGUGCCUGCUUUAGCCUCUCAUUUGAUUUAAAUACUCACGUUAAUCUAAAACGUUCUUGCUAUUUUAGGAGAUGCUUACGUAG
Podarcis lilfordi (Lilford's wall lizard) is the source of this 3309-nucleotide messenger RNA. Lineage: Eukaryota; Metazoa; Chordata; Lepidosauria; Squamata; Lacertidae. The record is from the annotation of a GenBank genome assembly.